AUGCCGGUCAUCCAUAGCAAUGCAUCAUUAAAUGGGACAAGCCACCUGAACCAGGGAAUUAUGGAUAUACCCAAAGAUCAAAAAUCUUUGAGCCUUUUCCUUUUUUGUUUGACUUUUAUAAUUACGCUCACAGCACUCCUGGGCAGCAUCUAUUCGCUGGUGUCUCUGCUGAGAAUGCAGAACAAAAGUACAAUUUCCAUGCUUGUGACUUCAUUGACGGUGGACGACCUUAUCAGUGUGGCACCGGCAACGAUCUUCAUGCUCAAGCUCUGGUCGAAUGAGAUGCUUUCCCCAAGCCUGUGCACUGCUUCAGCACUACUGUACUUAUUUCAAGGCUUUUCAAGCAAUCUGAUGGGGUCCCUUGUGGUUUCUUACAACUUCUACAGUCUCAGCAAAGUGGGAAGCAGCCAAGGGGCCAGCAAGAGGCCGGUGAGCAUGAUCUGGGCUGUCCUCACAAUCUGGAUUGUCAGCUUGCUGAUCUGCAUCUUGCCUCUGUGCGGCUGGGGCACCUAUGCCUCCACCUCCUGGGGAUGCCUUACCGACUGCAGCAGUUCUUACAUCUUAUUUCUCUUUAUUAUCUACUCAUUGUGUUUCUGCCUCCUUGCUGUGCUGUCCAUUCCUCUCAUUUAUCAGCUGCUGUGUUCUGAUGAGCAAUAUCAUCUCUAUGAAGAUUACCAUCAAAUCACCCGAGGAUAUUUCUCUCCUGGGUCACCUCCAGUUAGUAGUCACACAUCACCCCUCUCUCCAGAAGACACUGUGAAUAAAACCUUGAAGCAUUCCCAUGAUGCUUGCCAGAACUCUGACCCAAUAGUCAGGCAGAGUCCAGUGAAUCGCUGCAGGAUGGACCGCUACGGGACACAAGAUGUACCAUGCAACAGCCGAAACUUCACUGUGGAAUUUGCUCAGAAGCGCUUCUCGCUGAUACUGGCUCUGACAAAAGUCAUUCUUUGGCUCCCAAUGAUGAUACAAAUGGUUGUUCAACACACUGUUGGUUUUCAAAGCCUUUCCUUUGAGAUAUUCAGCUUUCUGCUAACUUUGCUUGCUGUCACUGUCACUCCAGUGUUUGUCUUGUCAGAACACUGGAGCCACCUGCCUUGCGGCUGCAUCAUCAACUGUCGAAGGAACAUCUACAACGUAGACUCAGAAGCAAGCAAAACCAAAAGAAGAGGUUUUGAAUUCAAUCUGUCAUUUCAACAAGGUUAUGGAAUCUACAAGAUAUCCCAUGACAACCGCCAUAGUGAUGAUGGCAACUCAAUCUCAUACCACAGUUUGCUCAUCUAUGAUAGUGAGAAUGCAAAAGAAACUCAAAAACAGAGCAGCAAAAUUGAGUUCAGCACCAUUUCGCUGGAGGACAGCUCCAUGCUCAAAGAUACUGCCAGGUGCAAAAAAACCGUGGGCACAGACACUAAACAGGACCUUGCCAAGGAAAAGUUCAUGGACUGCUUGCUUUCUGAUAAAAUAGGCACAUACAAAAAGGAAGAAGGCAGAAAUAUUGAGAAGUGCACUUACUUUGAAGGACAGGAAAGAAGGCUUUCUCACGAGGAGAGCCGAAAGCCAGAACUCUCAGACUGGGAGUGGUGCAGAAGUAAGUCGGAAAGGACUCCUCGGCAGCGUUCAGGUGGAGCCUUAGCUAUUCCUUUGUGUGCAUUUCAAGGGACUGUGUCUCUCCAUGCGCCCACAGGAAAAACUCUCUCUUUAUCUACAUAUGAGGUAAGCACGGAAGGACAGAAAAUUACUCCCACUUCGAAGAAAAUUGAAGUGUAUCGCUCCAAGAGUGUGGGUCACGAGCCAAACCCAGAGGAUUCUCCAACUACAUUUGCCGACACCAGUGUGAAGAUUCAUUUAGAGGUGCUUGAAAUUUGCGACAAUGAAGAAGCCAUGGACACUGUGUCCAUCAUUAGUAACAUCAGCCAGUCAUCUACCCAAGUCCGGUCUCCAUCCCUGCGUUAUUCUCGGAAAGAAAACAGAUUUGUCUCAUGUGAUUUAGGGGAAACAGCUUCGUAUUCACUCUUCAUUCCAUCAAACAAUCCUGACAGUGAUAUUAACAUAUCCAUCCCUGAUACUGUGGAAGCUCACAGGCAGAAUAGCAAAAAGCAACAUAUGGAGAAAGAAGGGUAUCAAGAAGAGAUUCAGAUGCUAAACAAAGCAUACAGAAAGAGAGAAGAAGAUGGUGUCAACAAUUAG
Varanus komodoensis (Komodo dragon) is the source of this 2184-nucleotide messenger RNA. It is a transcript of the gene GPR149, whose product is annotated as G protein-coupled receptor 149. The transcript has 4 exons. Gene Ontology annotation, biological process: neuropeptide signaling pathway. Bases 1 to 2184 code for a protein of 727 amino acids. Gene Ontology annotation, molecular function: G protein-coupled receptor activity; neuropeptide binding. Gene Ontology annotation, cellular component: membrane; neuron projection. The record is from RefSeq and is a predicted model, not a curated record. Lineage: Eukaryota; Metazoa; Chordata; Lepidosauria; Squamata; Varanidae.